Molecule: messenger RNA, 1575 nt
Organism: Penicillium waksmanii
Lineage: Eukaryota; Fungi; Ascomycota; Eurotiomycetes; Eurotiales; Aspergillaceae
Product: major facilitator superfamily domain-containing protein
Exons: 5
Coding region: 1-1575 (524 amino acids)
Biological process (GO): transmembrane transport
Cellular component (GO): membrane
Molecular function (GO): transmembrane transporter activity
Source: RefSeq, a predicted model, not a curated record
AUGGCUCAACCUAAUUUUACCCAUCAUGAAACUGCAGAAGUCUCAGCCACGAAGAGCGAAUUCGAACACGAGGAAUCUUUGAGCCGUGUUUCGCAUCAUGGUCAGGUCGAUAAGGAGCUUUCUCAGUAUGUCACAGAUGUCACGGUCGAGAUAUCGAGCGAACGUAAUAAAGACCUUGUGCGCAAACUCGAUAAGCGCGUCCUACCCGUCCUCGUCGUUGCCUGUCUCCUGCAAGCACUCACUCAAAGCACCCUGCCCUUUGCGUCAAUCAUGGGUUUGAUCGACGACAUGGGCAUGCGAAGGCCGGACGGGAGAACGUCCCAGCAGUAUUCCUGGCUGACGACUGGCAUGUACAUUGUCAUGCUGGUGGCCGAAUACCCUCAGAAUUAUAUCCUUUCAAAGGUUCCUCUUGCAAAAUAUCUCGGCUUCUGUAUGAUGUGUGAAGGGGUUAUUGUAGCCACCCAUGCAGCGUGUGUGAACUUCAAAGGUCUGAUUAUAGGGAGAUGCCUGCUUGGGAUUUUCGAAGCGGCAUGCCAGCCGUGCUUGGUGCUGAUAUCCGUCAUGUGGUACCGCAAAGAAGAGCAGGUUGUCCGAAUCCCAAUCUGGUACAUGAUGUCUGGGGUACAGCAAAUCAUCGGAGGUCUCUUGGCCUAUGGUUUUACGUACGUCAGCAAAGGGCCGCUUGCUGCCUGGGAAUGGUGGUUCAUCUUCAUUGGCCUCCUCUUGGUUGCUUGGGGGUCGUUCAUCAUUUACUGGCUACCUGACUCCCCAACACGUGCCAAGUGCUUCACAGUCGAGGAAAAGCGGGAUAUGAUCGAGCGUGUUCGUGACAACCAGACUGGUAUUCAAAACAGACAAUUCAAACGCGAGCAAGCGAUUGAAGCCCUGCUUGACCCACAGGUUUGGGCCUAUUCUGUUAUCAACUUAUGCACCACAUUGCCUACAGUUGGGUUGUCAUCUUUUGCGAACAUCAUAAUUAAAAGCUUUGGAUAUUCAGCGAGAAAUAGCCAGCUCUUAUCCAUGCCUCUUGGGCUCUAUGUAAUGGUUAUCCUUCUUUCAGCCUCGUGGUUUGCUAAGAGAACAAAUCAAAAUGUUCCCGUGAUGCUCGUGUACAUGAUCCUGUCUUUUGUUGGGACCAUUCUUCUUAUGACCAUCUCAGAGGAUACAAAGAGCCAGCGUAUUGGUCUCCUUUUGUGCUACUACAUCACUUUUUCUUUCUGGGCGACUACAGCUCUGAGCCUGUCGUUGCUAUCGAGGAACAUAGCUGGGCAGACUAAGAAAAUGGUCACUCUCACACUUACAUUCAUCAUGUGGGCUGUUGGUAAUUGUGUCGGACCCCAGGUCUUCCUGGCGUGGGAUGGUCCACGAUACUUCAUAGCAUUUGCAACCCAUCUUGGAUGCUACUCCCUUCUGGUAAUUGUCCUGGUAGCCUUGCGUUGGUACCUGCAGAAACAGAAUAAUUAUAGAGAUUGUCUGGCUGCAGAAGGAGUACAGCAGGCAGACCCUAGGGACAGAUCAAGAGCAUUUGACGACCUGACCGACAAAGAAAAUUUGUCUUUUAGGUACGCGUUCUAA